Messenger RNA from Sungouiella intermedia, 2955 nucleotides. The record is from the annotation of a GenBank genome assembly. NCBI's taxonomy places the organism in Eukaryota, Fungi, Ascomycota, Pichiomycetes, Serinales, Metschnikowiaceae.
AUGGUGAUGAAACAUGACCCAGAUCUCCUUCAGGCGGCCAUCGAAUCUGACCACCUCUUUGACGACAGCUUUGAAAACAACACUGACCACUCUGUAUCACAGAUCGUCGUGUCUGAUCGUCAGUACGACGUGAUAACGCAUCCAUGUAACAUGAACGAGGUACUUAGUGUGCGUGCUGGGCCUGGGUCUGGUAAAACAUUUACUAUCGCAGCUCGGAUCGCCCAUUUGCUCCAACUGGGCAUGGAUCCAGGUAAUAUUUUGGUGCUUUCGAUGGCCAACCGGUCCGUGGACGCUCUACGAAAUUCUCUCGCAAGUAUAAUAGGUACCGAAAUGGCCACUAGCGUGGAUAUUUCCACGUUUCAUUCGUUCUGCGGCCUGAUAAUUGACCAAUACUCUCCAGUAUUGCAACCAAGUAUGGCUAGACGGAGAAUCUUCGACAAGAAGUGCUGGUACAAUUUGGCACAGUUUUUCCUGAGUAAGCUGAUUGUGUUGGGCAACUCGAAGCUUGAGGGUCACAUAACACCGCUUCGCUUGGAUAAAUUACUUUCGGAGGUUACUAAUGGUGAUCUCUCUAUCAAAGACGCAGCACUGAGGUACAAAAUCAACGCUGACUACAUUGAGACCCUCGUGCGGUACUUGAAUAAUCAUGGCAUGAUGCGCUACGGUGACCUUGUCAAAAAUGCAUUGUCGCUCAUCGAAAUACUGAAGACUAUGGAGAGAACACACGAUCCUCAGAAUAUGAUCUUACUGGGCAUGCCUCGUUUGGAGACAUACAAAGCAGUAUUUGUGGACGAGUUUCAGGAUAUGUAUCCAUCCCUUUUAUCUGUCGUCAAGGCAAUAGUAAACUAUCCCACAUUUGGCCACGAGAAUACCAUGAAACACUUGACAAUCUCGGGAGAUCCCAACCAGAGCAUCUACGAGUUUCUUGGGGCCAAUGCUUCAUCCAUGGCCAACAUUCGCCAUGUGUUUCCAUCCAUGAAUGUUGAGGAGAAGCCAUUGGCUGAGUCCUACAGAUGCACACAACCAAUUUUGGAUGCUGCGACAGAUAUUACCUUGAGAAAUGGUGACAGGACGUCGCUAAUCUCCAAUAGAACGCCUGAUGUGCAAGUCAAGCCAGUUGUUCUCCAACAUCCCAACCAGGAGUCUGAAUUUGCUUUCGUUGCAGAUGAGAUAGUGAGACUUAUUUGCUGUCUGGGUGGACUCAUCCGUCCCAAGGACAUUGCAGUACUUACGCGAACAAAUGCCGAAGCUGAAAGGAUCCAGGCAAUACUCAAGGGUCGAUUUGGUCUCCGAAGUAACAAGAUUUCGCAAGGAAAUCUUUGGGUGACUUCCCCGAUGCACAUUUACAGAGAUAUACUCAGCGUGAUCUCUGGUGAGUCUGAUUCGAGCUUCAGUUUAUUAAAUUUGCUUCCAGUCUUAGAUCGAGCGCGGGGAUCACGCCUCCGAGCUUCGAAGUUGUUCAGUGCCAGCAUUAAGAAGGAGAGUGGAGAUAUAAACUUUCUUGAGUCAUUCGUCUUUGACGAGUUGGAGAAGAUUCAGGAUGAGAAAGGUAAAAAAGCAACUACUGAGAACAAAGUAAAGGCCGCUGCGGCUAAUAAUGAACACGAGAAGACCGAAACGGAUAAAGGGGGCCGGAAGAAGAACAAAAAUAUGAGUACGCUCGAAACUUUAUUUAAAAAUUGCAACAUGCUGCUUGAAAACAUUGCCCAAUUUCUCAAUCAGGUGCAAAUUGAGCGCAGGAAGCUUCACAAGAUCCAUCAGCGUGAUCCAUUGGGCUACAACCCACAGGCACUUGCCAAGUGCCUUGCAAAUAUGGCACGCCUUCCAGGUAUUCACGAAUAUAUUUUUAGUGACCAAAAACAUGAGUCUCCAUUCAGCAAUUACCUUGAAUCGUUUAACAAUUCACUUCAUCACUCGUUCGAAGGGUACUCUGCAAGACCGGAUCUCCAAGAAAAUUUAACGUUUGUGGACUACUUUCUCCAAGCGUACGAUAAUGAAGUUCCUGCCACUAGCAAUAAUUUGGUUCAAGUUUCUACCAUCCACUCUGCAAAAGGCUUGGAAUUCCCCAUUGUUUUCGUCUUAGGUACUGGUAAGUAUCGGGCAUAUUGGGAUUCUUAUCUUGAGAGUGGUGUGACAGACGAAAUGGGUGAAAAAUCAAAUGAGAGAAACCGUGAAAGAAGUUGGGACACCAAUGAGGCAAAGGAAGCACUGCUUGCAGUAAACAAAGAAGAGAAUAGAAGAAUCGAUCGCGAUCACAGGUCGCUGGCCGAAACAGGAAAACAAAGUGAAGUUAAACGGCGCACCGUGGGUGGUUAUGAAGGUGAAAGCGCAAAAGAAAAUACAGGUGAGAAUGAAGGAGAGAAUGAGGGAGAGAAUGAAGGAGAGAAGCACUAUGAAAAGGAAGGCGAAUAUAAAGAGGAAAGUGACAAAUCAGAAGAAACCGACCAAACCAAACCUAAGACCUUGUCGUCCUCACAUCUACUCUACGUGGCCCUUACUCGAGCACGCAACUUAGUGUACCUCGGAACGGGCCUAAGUUGGGACCGAAUGCUGUCAUCGGCACAUCGUUUAUUCGCAUGCAGUGUGCCAGAGUUGGUAACGUCGAGUUUACGCAACGUUUACGACAAGGAUUUUGGCCCACCGAUUGACGGUCUUGCACAAACCAAAGAGGCAUCCUAUGAAAAUGGCACCCAUCAAUACUCCCAUGGGCGUGCGUCUCAUGAGCAGAAUAAACUUCUCUGGGGCCUCUGCAGAGAUUUGAAUAGGGCUUAUCCUCUGCAUAGAAAGUUGGAACAAGGCCUCAAAUCGUACAUGAACAUUGUGAAUAGCACCCCCACGCACGUGAGUAAUGCUAAGCACGUGAGUCACCCUAGGCUAUCAACAAUAGUGGGGGGCACUAUAGGACCAAUUCAAACCACGUUCAACCGGAGUAAAACGUUGAUGAGGCGAGUCUAG